Staurois parvus is the source of this 341-nucleotide messenger RNA. NCBI's taxonomy places the organism in Eukaryota, Metazoa, Chordata, Amphibia, Anura, Ranidae. The record is from the annotation of a GenBank genome assembly.
GUGUACCCGUCUGCAUGUAUAAAAUCUGUAUGUGUGUACCCGUCUGCAUGUAUAAAAUCUGUAUGUGUGUACCCGUCUGCAUGUAUAAAAUCUGUAUGUGUGUACCCGUCUGCAUGUAUAAAAUCUGUAUGUGUGUACCCGUCUGCAUGUAUAAAAUCUGUAUGUGUGUACCUGUCUGCAGGUCUAAAAUCUGUAUGUGUGUACCCGUCUGCAUGUAUAAAAUCUGUAUGUGUGUACCCGUCUGCAGGUCUAAAAUCUGUAUGUAUAUGUACUGCCCUGAACACACUUUUCUUUUUUUUUUUUUUAUAUGCCUCUAAACACAGCUCACAUUUUCAUUUGUA